Iphiclides podalirius (scarce swallowtail) is the source of this 1002-nucleotide messenger RNA. The record is from the annotation of a GenBank genome assembly. Lineage: Eukaryota; Metazoa; Arthropoda; Insecta; Lepidoptera; Papilionidae.
AUGCUUCAAUGCUCCGUUUUCGUACUUACGCUGUUAUGUCUCUCAGUAAAAGAUAUAACAGGUAGUUGGGAGGAAUGGUGGACCUACGAUGGAAUAUCAGGUCCGGGAUUCUGGGGAUUGAUCAACCCCCAAUGGAGCAUGUGCAACAAGGGGCGACGUCAGAGUCCAGUGAAUGUUGAACCCGAGAAACUACUGUUUGAUCCCUGGUUGAGGGACAUACAGUUCGACAAACAUAAGGUGAGCGGCGUCCUCCAGAACACUGGGCAAUCAUUGGUCUUCAGAGUGGACAAGGACUCUAAACACCAAGUGAACAUAAGCGGAGGACCACUUUCGUAUCGAUACCAAUUCGAAGAGAUCUACUUUCACUAUGGCCUGGAAGAUCAUCGGGGGUCAGAGCACCAGAUCGACCACCACACAUUUCCAGGGGAGAUCCAACUGUACGGUUUCAAUAAGGAACUGUACCAUAACAUGUCAGAAGCGCAACAUAAAUCACAAGGAGUCGUCGGAAUUUCCCUUAUGGUUCAAAUUGGCGAUCCAACGAAUAAAGAUCUGAGAUUGAUUACCAGCGCCUUCAAUAAUGUUCGAUUCAGGGGGAGCUCUUUCCCCAUUAAACAUUUGCCGCUGAGCUCGCUGUUGCCAGACACUCAGCAGUACCUCACCUACGAAGGUUCAACAACUCAUCCUGGAUGCUGGGAAACCGCCGUCUGGAUCAUUUUCAACAAACCAAUUUACAUCUCCAAACAGGAGAUGUACGCUAUCCGUCGGCUGAUGCAGGGCUCGCAAAUAUCUCCAAAGGCCCCGCUGGGUAAUAACGCGAGGCCCGUGCAACCCCUACACCACCGUACCGUCAGGACCAAUAUCAACUUCAACAGACAAGGAGUUCCGGUGUCGAGCAACUGUCCCGAUAUGUACCGGAACAUGCAUUAUACCGCUACACAAUGGCCCCGCGAACACAGCAUGCGAUACAGAAGCGCUGAUGACCUGUCUAUGCUGUCGCCUAAU